This is a messenger RNA of Salvia miltiorrhiza (redroot sage), 1262 nucleotides long. RefSeq names its product GRF1-interacting factor 1. The transcript is spliced from 4 exons. Gene Ontology annotation, cellular component: nucleus. Bases 466 to 1098 code for a protein of 210 amino acids. The record is from RefSeq and is a predicted model, not a curated record. Lineage: Eukaryota; Viridiplantae; Streptophyta; Magnoliopsida; Lamiales; Lamiaceae. Gene Ontology annotation, biological process: positive regulation of transcription by RNA polymerase II; cell population proliferation; leaf development. Gene Ontology annotation, molecular function: transcription coactivator activity.
GUACACAUAUUCUUUUUUACAUUAGUUUUAAUCCAUCAUAUUAUUCACGUAGGUGCAAAUAUCCUCAGCCACUAGUACCUAUGCCACUGCUCGCACUGCCCUCAGAUUAUAUAUAUACACCCAUACAUAUUUACUUACACCUUCGCUUAAUCUUGUUUAUUGCGCAGAGAGAGAGAGAGAGAGAGAGAGAGAGAGAGGGUUUGGGUUGGGCUCAGUUCUUGAACUCCAAGUUACAAAUAUAAAGAGGGUGUUUGUGAGGGAAGGGAUAAACCCAAAAACAGGAGGGGCCAAUUUCUCCCUUGCAGUUGCAGUCUUCCUUACUUAUAACAGUCAAACUUACAGAGGGAUAGAAAGAGAUAGUAGAAAUCUGAUAUUUUAGAGAGAGAGGGUCAGGUCUGCUGCUGUGUGUUUUGUGUGUGUGUGUGUGUGUUUUUGUGUGGUGGGGUGGAUAUAAAAGAGAGAGGCAUGCAGCAGCACCUGAUGCAGAUGCAGCCCAUGAUGGCAGCCUACUAUCCCAGCAACGUCACUACUGAUCACAUUCAACAGUAUCUUGAUGAGAACAAAUCGCUGAUUUUGAAGAUUGUGGAGAGCCAAAACUCGGGAAAGCUGAGUGAGUGUGCUGAGAACCAAGCCAGACUACAAAGAAACUUGAUGUAUCUCGCCGCCAUUGCUGAUUCACAGCCUCAGCCACCAACCAUGCAUUCUCAGUAUCCCGGAGGCGGGAUGAUUCAGCCGGGCGCGCACUACCUGCAGCAGCACCAGCAGGCGCAGCAGCAGAUGACGUCUCAGUCGCUCAUGGCGGCGCGCUCCUCGAUGCUGUAUGGGUCCCAGCCGUACCCGUCGCUGCAGCAGCAGGCCCUGCACAGCCAACUCGGGAUGGGCUCGGGCGGCCUGAUGCUGCAGGGCGAGCCGGGGGCCAGCUCGGGGGGCCUGGGAGGCGGCGGCUUCCCGGACUUUGUGAGCCGCGGCGGCGACGGGGGGAUGCAGUCGAGGGGGAUGGGAGGGAAGCAGGAUAUGGGGGGCAACGGCGGCGGAGGUGAGGGGCGGGGUGACGGAGGCGAGACGCUCUACUUAAAAAGCUCCGAAGAUGGGAAUUGAGGUUGAGGUAAGCGUGGUUUGGUUGUUUAGGUGUGAGGAAGAGUUGCUACUUGUGAACUUGUAAUCUAAUUAGCGGAAACAAACUGUGAUUUGGUAUGGAAUGUGACCAUCUUAUCUUAGACCUACUUCUGCUACUAUCAUAUAAUGUAAAUUUCUAGUUUUAA